CUUCCUGGAUACUGAGGCUUCGCGGCGGCCGCGCGGACCCGCUGCCAGAGAGUGAGGGUCCGAAGCGCGCGGGCUGGGGGCUUGGAGUCCCGCCCCGCCGCUGGAAGGCCAGUCUGCGAGGGCCCCCCUCCCCGGUUCCGUGCUGGAGCGGUCCCCUGCCGGAGCGGUCCCCUGCCCACCCCCCGCCCUCAUGGGGUCUCCCUCCUGGAGAACCAAUUCGGUUUGUCCCUCGUUGCUCGGCUGCUGAGGACUUAGGAGUCCUUGCGCUCCACCCUGAGCUGCUCGGCGCCGUAGGCCCCCACGGGAGAGGCCCUGCCCUCUUGCCCUUAGGGAGGGGAGCCGGGUAGCCGGAGCCUGCCCUCGGCUUCAGCUGGCUCAUGGUGAAGCCCGUCUCUAGGAGCGUGCCAUGGAGGAGUUCCGGCACUCCUACAGCCGGCUGUGCAAGGAAAGUGGGGCUGAGCCCCAGGAAACUGUCCUGCAGCAACUGCAGGAGCUACCACGGGGCCGGCUGGAUCUGGCCACCCAGAGCCUGACCGUGGACACCUGCAGGGCCUUGGGCAAGCUGCUGCAGAAGGAGGCACUGCUGACGGAGCUCAUCCUGAGUGACUGCAUGCUGAGCGAGGAAGGGGCCACACUGCUGCUCCAGGGGCUGUGUGCCCACACCGUCGUGCGGUUUCUGGAUCUAAAGGGCAAUAACCUUCAAGCUGCAGGUGCUGAGGCUCUGGGACAACUCCUCCGACAGAACAAGUCCAUUCAGAGCCUCACCCUGGAGUGGAACAACCUGGGCACGUGGGAAGAUGCCUUCGCCACCUUCUGCGGGGCCCUGGCGGGCAAUGGCACCCUCCGGCAGCUGGACCUCCGCAACAACCAGAUCAGCCACAAGGGCGCGGAGGAGCUGGCCUUGGCCCUGACAUGCAACGCCAGCCUUCAGCAGCUGGACCUGCGCUGGAAUAGCAUCGGCCUCCUGGGGGGCCGGGCCCUGGUGAACUCUCUCCCCCGCAACAGAACCCUGUGGAGGCUGGAGCUGGCUGGGAAUAACGUCCCAGGCGACAUCCUCAGAGCCGUGGAGCAAGCCAUGGACCACAACCAGGAGCGGCAGACCACUUCCCGAGAGAACCAGGCCCGCACCCAUGUGCUCAGCAAGGAGGUAAAACACCUCCGGGAAGAGAAAUCCCGGCAGUUUCUGGACUUGAUGGAGACGAUUGAUAAGCAGCGAAAAGAGAUGGCCCGGAGCAGCAGGGCAUCGGCAGCAUGCGUAGGGCAGCUUCAGGAAGCCCUGAAUGAGAGACAUUCCAUCAUCAAUGCCCUCAAGGCCAAGCUGCAGAUGGCCGAGGCCGCCCUGGCCCUGUCAGAGCAAAAGGCCCAGGGCCUGGGAGAGCUCUUGGCUACCGCGGAGCAGGAACAGCAAAGCUUGGCGCAGAGGCAGGCAAAGGAGCACAGGAUGGAGCAGCAGGAGGCUGCAGAGCGGGAGUCUAAGCUCCUCAGAGACUUAUCUGCUGCCAACGAGAAGAACCUGCUUCUGCGAAACCAGGUGGACGAGUUGGAGCGGAAGGUGAGAGCUCAGCAGGAGCAGCUGUUCCUGGCCAGGCAGGAGCUGAGCAACACGACGGCUGAGCUGAAGAUGCGGGCCAACCAGGCCGAGGAGCGUCUGGAACUGGAGAAGAAAAGGUCCCGACAGAGCUUGGAGGACUUGGAGCAGCUGCGAGCCAAGGAGGUGGAGCACAUGACUCGUCACCUGGAAGAGAGUGAGAGGGCCAUGCAGGAGAGGGUACAGAGGCUGGAGGCCUUGCGGCUAUCCCUGGAGGAGGAGCUGAGCCGAGUGAAGGCGGCGGCUCUCAGUGAGCGUGGCCAGGCUGAGGAGGAGCUCAUUAAGGCUAAGAACCAAGUCCGUCUGGAGGAGCGGCAGCAUCUGGCUCACCUGGAGGAGAAGCUGCGGCUGCAGGCGCAGGCUCGGGACGAGGCUCAGAGCGCCUGCCUGCAGCAGAGGCAGACGGUGGCCGAGGCCCAGGCCCGGGCCAGCCAGCUGGGCCUGCAGGUGGAAGGCCUGAGACGACGCCUGGAGGAGCUGCAGCAGGAACUGAGCAACAAGGACCAAGAAAAGGUGGCCGAGGUGACCAGGGUGCGGGUGGAGCUGCGUGAGCAGAACGGCCGCCUGCAGGCAGAACUGACGGCCCAGGAGGCGCUGAAAGAGAAGGUGGCAGCCCUGGAGCGCCGGCUGAAAGUGAUCGCAGGUGACCACCGGGAGGCGCUGCUGGACAGGGAGAGUGAGAACGCCUCUCUCCGGGAGAAGCUUCGGCUCAAGGAGGCCGAGAUCGCCCGGAUCCGGGAGGAGGAGGCCCAGAGGGCCGGCUUCCUGCAAAAUGCUGUCCUGGCUUAUGUGCAGGGGUCUCCUCUGAGGGCUAUCAGCCCCCAGAAGUGAAGGGAGGCAGGAUACUCGGGGAGGGGCAGGAGGGCAGCAUCUCGCAGACAUACGUGCCCCAUUGCUGCCCGUCCCUGCGUCUCCAGACUCAGCCUGGCGGACAGUCUGGCAGCGGAGGCAGGGUCUACGGCUGGGGACUUGGAAAAUCGGGGCCCAGCCGGAUCAUUGCGUGCGGACCGCCGCUGCUCAGCACCGGCUAGCAGGCUAGGCCAGCCCAGGGCUGCUGGCCACCAGGACCGGAGGGGGCACCCCCUGGGCCCUUCCCGAGCCUUCCUCCCAGUCCCAGGGAACAAGCCUGACAUGCGUCUGAGGAAAAGCCCCCAAGGGGGAGGAAAAUCCCGAAGAGCUGUCCGCAGCUCCCCUCCUCACAAUCAGCUCGUCCGAUGUAACCACACAUGCUCCUUUUACAAUGUAACCAGGAGUGCUGCGCGCUGGCCCGACUCCCUGGGUCUUUUGAAA
Neomonachus schauinslandi (Hawaiian monk seal) is the source of this 2878-nucleotide messenger RNA. It is a transcript of the gene LRRC45, whose product is annotated as leucine rich repeat containing 45. Gene Ontology annotation, molecular function: protein binding. Gene Ontology annotation, cellular component: centrosome. The transcript has 17 exons. NCBI's taxonomy places the organism in Eukaryota, Metazoa, Chordata, Mammalia, Carnivora, Phocidae. The record is from RefSeq and is a predicted model, not a curated record. Bases 407 to 2419 code for a protein of 670 amino acids.